This is a messenger RNA of Sardina pilchardus (European sardine), 2698 nucleotides long. RefSeq names its product cAMP-specific 3',5'-cyclic phosphodiesterase 4D-like. Bases 103 to 2502 code for a protein of 799 amino acids. Gene Ontology annotation, molecular function: 3',5'-cyclic-AMP phosphodiesterase activity. NCBI's taxonomy places the organism in Eukaryota, Metazoa, Chordata, Actinopteri, Clupeiformes, Clupeidae. The record is from RefSeq and is a predicted model, not a curated record. The transcript is spliced from 18 exons. Gene Ontology annotation, biological process: signal transduction. Gene Ontology annotation, cellular component: perinuclear region of cytoplasm; cytosol; nucleus.
GUCGCUUUCACACAUAUGGAAACAUUUACCCUCUGAGAUUUUACAGAACUCUGUGUGGAUACAGACAACAACGGAGUGCUGUUGGCCUGGCAUGUGAAGGGGAUGAUGGAGAGGAGAGAGAGAGCUGCUCUGGUCCAGAGAGAGAAUGUGUGUGAGCGGAUCACCGAGACCAGUCCAGCGCCGGUGUGUAAAGCCGCCCCAGAGCCGGCCCCUGGGAGUGCGCCGGGCCGUCGGGAAUCCGCCGGGGAGGAGGAGGCAUCAUCGGCGGUCCUGGGGGGAGGAGGAGGCGGAGGAGAGCCGACGGGAGGAGUGGCGGUGAGGAGGAGGUCCAGCCGCACCCUCCAGCUCCCCCCUCUGGCCUUCAGGCAGGCCGAGCAGAACGACUGGGGACGAGAACCGGCAGAGCCCUCCGCCACACGACCCUCCAGCCUCGCCAUCCAGCCGCCCCCGCCACUCAUCAACAUCACCUCCGCUGACCCCUUCAGUUUUGACGUGGACAAUGGGCCUGUGUCGGGCCGGAGCCCCCUGGAUGCCAUGUGCAGCCCAGGCUCGGGGCUGGUGCUGCAGGCCAACUUCGCUCACGGCGGCCAGCGGCGAGAGUCCUUCCUCUACCGCUCCGACAGCGACUACGACCUCUCGCCAAAGUCCUUAUCCCGAAACUCCUCCAUCGCCAGCGACAUGCUACAGCAGCAGCGUCCAGGGCUGGUCUCUCGGAGGUCUGAACCGGUCAUAAGCGGGACUCAUGGGGAUGACCUAAUUGUGACACCAUUUGCACAGGUAUUGGCUAGCUUGAGGACCGUGCGGAAUAAUUUUGCAGUGCUGACCAACAUCCAACAAGACAGAGCUUCAAACAAGCGUACACCUAUGUGCACUUCAACGAUACCCCCCAAGACCUCUUUGACAGAUGAGGGGUACCAGAAGAUGGCCUCUGAGACGCUGGACGAGCUGGACUGGUGUUUGGACCAGCUGGACACGCUUCAGACACGCAACUCCGUCAGCGAGAUGGCCUCCAAUAAGUUCAAGAGGCUGCUGAAUCGGGAGCUGAGUCACCUGUCUGAGACGAGCCGCUCAGGGAACCAGGUCUCAGAGUUCAUAUCCAACACAUUCCUCGACAAGCAGCAUGAUGUGGAGGUGCCCAGGGGUGCCAAGGAGAAGGACGAGAAGCCCAUGUGCCUGAUCAGCGGGGUCAAGAAGCUGACCUACAGCUCCAGCCUGGCCAACUCCAACAUCCCCCGCUUCGGGGUCAACACACACCACGAGGACGCCUUAGCUAAGGAGCUGGAGGACAUAAACAAGUGGGGCCUUAAUGUUUUUAAAGUGGCAGAGUUCUCAGAAAACCGACCGCUAACCACCGUCAUGUACACCAUCUUCCAGGAAAGAGAUCUACUGAAGACCUUUAAAAUUCCGUCAGACACCUUCAUCACUUACCUGAUGACGUUAGAAGAUCAUUACCAUAGAGACGUCUCUUACCAUAACAACAUCCACGCUGCAGAUGUCACCCAGUCCACUCAUGUGCUGCUGUCCACGCCUGCUCUAGAGGCUGUUUUCACCGACCUUGAAAUCCUCGCUGCUAUUUUUGCCUCUGCGAUUCAUGAUGUGGAUCAUCCUGGUGUUUCCAACCAGUUCCUCAUUAACACCAACUCUGAGCUGGCUCUCAUGUAUAACGACGCGUCGGUGCUGGAGAACCAUCACCUGGCCGUGGGCUUCAAGCUGCUGCAGGAGGAGAACUGCGACAUCUUCCAGAACCUGACCAGGAAGCAGCACAGCUCACUCAGGAAGCUGGUCAUAGACAUGGUGCUGGCCACUGACAUGUCCAAGCACAUGAACUUGCUGGCUGACCUUAAGACCAUGGUGGAGACCAAGAAGGUCACGAGUUCAGGAGUGCUGCUGCUAGACAACUACAAUGACCGGAUACAGGUCCUGCAGAACAUGGUCCACUGCGCUGACCUGAGCAACCCCACCAAGCCCCUGGCCCUGUACCGGCAGUGGACCGAGCGCAUCAUGCAGGAGUUCUUCUGCCAGGGCGACCGCGAGAGAGAGUGCAGCAUGGAGAUCAGUCCCAUGUGUGACAAGCUCACCGCCUCCGUGGAGAAGAGCCAGGUGGGCUUCAUCGACUACAUCGUGCAUCCGCUGUGGGAGACGUGGGCGGACCUGGUGCUGCCCGACGCCCAGGAGCUGCUGGACACGCUGCAGGAGAACCGGGACUGGUACCAGAACGCCAUCCCGCAGAGCCCGUCGCCCACCAACGCCCACGCGCGGCCCGGCGACCGCUUCCACUUCCAGCUCACGCUGGAGGAGGACGGGGAGACGGACACGGAGAAGGACAGCGGCAGCGUGGAGGAGGAGGAGGAGGAGGAAGAGGAGGAGGAGGAGAAGGAGGAUGAGGAGGAGAAGAAAAAGAGUAGCGGGGACAGUCAGACGCUUUGCACACAAGAUCCCCAGUCCCCCCAGGAAGGGGAGGAGCGGACAGCUAAAGAGGAACUGGGGCCUAGUGACACAUAGCCUUCUGUGUGUGUGUGUGUGUGUGUGUGUAUGUGUGUGUAUGUGUGUGUGUGUGAGAGUCCUGUUGGAAAGAGCACUAAUUCUAAAUACUGAAGCUCCAAAGCACACAGGGGGCUCUCCUGAGGACUGACCACUGAGCCCUCUCCCAGCUGGGGUGGCGUGUCUUUGCUGUCUCCACAUAGUAGAGAGUCUCCGC